Messenger RNA from Lactuca virosa, 279 nucleotides. The record is from the annotation of a GenBank genome assembly. Lineage: Eukaryota; Viridiplantae; Streptophyta; Magnoliopsida; Asterales; Asteraceae.
AUGCGAGGUUCAGUACCCUCGCCUCGAGUCGCCUGGCUUCCCAGCCCGACUCCAUUACGGCGGCAAGCUCCGCAUGCGAGGUUCAAUACCCUCGCCUCGAGUUGCCUGGCUUCCCAGCCCAACUCCAUUAUAGAGGCACCCACCGCAUACGAGGUUCAGUACCCUCGCCUCGAGUCGCCUGGCUUCUCAGCCCGACUUCAUUAUAGCGGAAAGCUCCGCAUGCGAGGUUCAGUACCCUCGCCUCGAGUUGCCUGGCUUCUCAGCCCGGGUCCAUUAUAG